Danio rerio (zebrafish) is the source of this 1693-nucleotide messenger RNA. RefSeq names its product protein phosphatase, Mg2+/Mn2+ dependent, 1Nb (putative) (gene ppm1nb). NCBI's taxonomy places the organism in Eukaryota, Metazoa, Chordata, Actinopteri, Cypriniformes, Danionidae. Gene Ontology annotation, molecular function: metal ion binding; phosphoprotein phosphatase activity; cation binding. Gene Ontology annotation, cellular component: membrane; cytosol. The record is from RefSeq and is marked provisional.
AUAUAGGAGAGGAAGGCAAUAAAAGUGGAUCAAAUUGGACGGAGCAACCGUGACAACAGAUAGAUUAGAUCUCAGUGAGAUCUGUAGCAAUGGGUAGACUGAGAGAAGGGAUAUCCAAGCAUUCUAUAUUGGAUCACUCGAUGAUGCUUGAAGGUGCAGAAUCAGUCUCCCGGGAGAUAAUGCUGUGAAGGCCCUGAACAGCAAGGCUGCACACAGCCAAACCAAAGCCAGCGAGCUACAGCACAGGGUGGAGGCCGUGAACGGAUUCAAACGAGUGCAAAAAAGACAUCAUGAGGACAUCUAGGAAAGGAAGCGUUGAAAUGCCUGCUUUUGUAAGGCAGCUGGUAAAGGAGACAGAGAAAAGGGUCACCUCCUUUUUUAAAGGGGGACGAGGAGGAGGCGCAGGGGAGCUGUCCGAAAGCGAAGAGGGGGCAGAAGAGGAAGGGGUGAUCCCUAGCCCCUAUUUGGACCGGCCAGUUCUGGACAAGCACAUGCAAGAGGGUUGUGCCUCCUGGGGACUUACCUAUGCCCUGGCUAGUAUGCAGGGCUGGAGGGCCCACAUGGAGGAUUUCCAUAAUUGCUUCCCUCAGCUGGGAGGGGAACUGUCCCACUGGGCAUUCUUCGCUGUUUUCGAUGGACAUGCAGGAAGUGCUGUGGCCCAGAACUGCUCCCGAAAUCUACUUGAUCACAUCUUAGGUACAGGCAAGAUCCGAGCAGAUGAAGAUGUGGAAAGGGUCACUGAGGGCUUCAAGGAGGGCUUCUUUCUUAUGGACAAGCACCUUCAUGCCAUGGCCUGCCGUGAGGGUUGGGAGCGGGGUGGGACCACUGUCGUUUCCACUGCUAUCACUCCGCACCACAUCUACUUCGUGAAUUGCGGGGACUCUCGGGCUGUUCUGUGCCGUGCUGGGCGAGUGGCAUUUUCGACAGAGGACCACAAGCCUUUUAGCCCAGGUGAGAAGGAGAGGAUAGAGAGUGCUGGAGGAUCGGUCACUUUGCAGCGAGUGAAUGGCUCUCUGGCAGUCUCCCGAGCAUUGGGGGACUUCAGCUACAAGACAGUCGAGUGGCGGUCAGUCACAGAACAGAUGGUAUCACCAGAACCAGAAGUGUCUGUGGUGGAGCGCUCGCCAGCAGAUGAGUUUCUGGUUCUGGCCUGCGAUGGUGUGUGGGACACUGUCAGUAAUGAAGAGCUCUGUGCCUUCGUACAUAGCCGACUGCGUAUCUGCACGGACCUGAGAGAGGUCUGCUCCCAAGUCAUCGACCUUUGCCUCUAUAAGGGGAGCCUUGAUAACAUCAGCAUCAUUCUAGUGUGUUUCCCUGGCGCCCCCCAGCUGUCACCUGAAGCACUGCACCAUGAGGCUGAGCUUGAGGACUUUUUGGAGUCUAAAGUAGCUGAGAUAUUUGAAGAGCUGAGCAUGAGAGGUGAUGAGCCUGAUUUGCUGUCAGUUUUGACAGUGCUGGCCUCAACGGUGAUUCCUGGACUUCCACCAGGAGGCGGCCUUCAAAGCAAGCGGAACUGUAUAAUUUCUGCUUACUAUCAACAAAAAGAUGCUCGAAGAUCUAGAUUAGCCCAGGAACUCAGUCCCACUGAUGCCAAUUAGAGUCCAUCUUAUUUAAGCAUUUACUGGAUGUGAUAGAUUGAGGAACUGAAGGUGAUCAGUUUUCUGUCUUUAAACUUAUACAUGAAAAAAAAAAA